Messenger RNA from Maniola jurtina (meadow brown), 1014 nucleotides. RefSeq names its product ER membrane protein complex subunit 3 (gene EMC3). Lineage: Eukaryota; Metazoa; Arthropoda; Insecta; Lepidoptera; Nymphalidae. The record is from RefSeq and is a predicted model, not a curated record. The coding region runs from base 126 to 869 and encodes 247 amino acids. The transcript has 5 exons. Gene Ontology annotation, cellular component: EMC complex; membrane. Gene Ontology annotation, biological process: protein folding in endoplasmic reticulum.
UACUCUGUGAUGUGAAGUUUCAAAAUGUCAAAUUGGAAUUGAUCAAAGUUGAUUUGAUGAAAUAAAUUUUAAAUUAAUAACAUUUCAAUAAUAAUAAUAAGAAAAUUCUGCUAUUCUUAUAAACCAUGGCAGAGUUAUUACUCGAUCCAAACAUACGUUUAUGGGUGUUUUUGCCCAUAGUCAUCAUCACCUUCUUGGUUGGAAUUGUAAGGCACUAUGUAUCGAUUAUAUUAUCUUCUCAGAAGAAAAUUGAGCUUUUACAAGUACAGGACAGUCAGGUGAUGAUAAGAGCUCGAUUGCUUCGUGAAAAUGGCAAAUACUUGCCUAGAAACUCGUUCGCCAUGCGGCGGCACUGGUUCAAUAAUGAAGACACUGGAUAUUUCAAGGUCCAGAAAAGAGCAGCAGCUUCUCAGAACCCAAUGACAGAUCCGGGCAUGAUGACAGACAUGUUGAAGGGCAAUGUGACCAAUGUACUGCCCAUGAUUGUGAUUGGAGGAUGGAUUAAUUGGAUGUUCAGUGGAUUCUUAACCACUAAGGUGCCGUUCCCGCUGACGCUACGCUUCAAGCCGAUGCUGCAGCGCGGCGUAGAGCUGGCGUACUUGGACGCGUCGUGGGUGUCGUCGGCGUCGUGGUACUUCCUCAACGUGUUCGGGCUGCGCACCAUUUAUGCUCUUGUUUUGGGAGAGAAUAAUGCGGCUGACCAGUCAAAGGUGAUGCAGGAACAAAUGUCCGGAGCUGCGAUGGCGAUGCCUCCAGACCCUAAAGCCGCCUUCAAGGCUGAGUGGGAGGCACUAGAGAUCACGGAACACCGCUGGGCACUUGCUUCAUCGGAAGCUGACAUAUUAGCCAGCACAGAACAGUCUCAAUAGUCAAAUUGUAGUAUAAGCUAGGCUCUAAGGCUGAGAGGCUGAGAUAUAUAGAGCAUAAUUUGACAGACUUAAGUUUCAGUUAAAGCGAGACAGAUUUAUGCCAGUAACAUAACACUGUCUCGUUUUAACAAGUUAAGUCUAAGCU